This is a messenger RNA of Schistosoma rodhaini, 2721 nucleotides long. Lineage: Eukaryota; Metazoa; Platyhelminthes; Trematoda; Strigeidida; Schistosomatidae. The record is from the annotation of a GenBank genome assembly.
UCGAACGUUCAGCAUAAUUAAACCGUAAGUUUUAACUGUACUUAACACGUAAAGUUUACGAGAAAAUUUUUAAGGAGCUACUAACGUGAGUAACUUGUGUCACUAAUAAGCAAUAUUAUUUCAUUUAUGAAAUCCCAUUUACUUUAUAAUCUUUAAAUUAACAAAUGUUUUUUGAAGAUGACAUGUUGUAAAUUGUAUACUAAUUCUGAUUGCAUUUAGAUAAAUCCUCCUCUUUAUAAUUAGGAAGUAGUCCCAGAAAGAGAAGUCGCUUUAAAUCACGAGAAUAUUGAAGCAACACUCAAAACAGCAGUGUGAUCUGUGACUUUCACCAUAUGAAAAAUGCAUCGAAAGUGACAUUGUUUGGUUAUUUCUGGUUGAAAAAACUAUAGAUUACGUCAACGUUUAAUCCUAUUCCUUAUGACAUGUGAAAACCCUAUUUCGAACUUUGAAUUCACCCACAGCGAAAACGUUUUUGCAUUAAACAUCAAUGGCAGUUGAAUUAGCAAACUUCCGAUCGCAACUUUUGAUACAUUUUUCCUCUACAUUAACCAUAUGAUCUCAACUCGAGAAACACAUGUUAGUGAAUUUCAAAUUUAUUCUACUUCACAGGUUAUCCAGCUCUCAACAUUUUGCUUAGAAUUACAAACGUUAUUAUCUGUCACCCACGAAAAUAAGAAGUGCUCUACAUCUUGAAAAAAUCACGAAGCUUAAGGCUUGCAUUCCGGAAAUUUUUCUGAGUAAAAUAUAACGGAUGCAUCUGGGCGAAACCACGAUUACAUUGAGAUUUUCAUGGGUUUAAUUUUUAAAUUUGUUCUUUCUCACUUAAUAAUCAAUUUAGUGUUACUAGAUAUCAGAGGACUACUUUGUGUAGUAGGGGUAGGUUUAAAUUUGUCGUCGUAGAAUAAACGUAUUUAUCCAUAUUUGUUUGGUAAAGGUUAAAUCUUGAUCUUGUGUAUAAGUUACCCUACAAUUAAAUACUAUCUCCAACCUUAUCAAUUUGACUGCACAGUAAUUUAGAGAGAUCCUGAAAAUCAUUUAUUGGCGCCAUCAUCUAUGACAUGAAGUGUGAUCUAAAUAUAUUCAAAAAUCAACUGUUGUUAGAAGACUGUAAAAGAUGUUCUUCAAGGACUGGAUAUUGGUCUAAAUGUUUGAAAUUCACAUCGACGAUUCACUAAUAAUAGAUUAUAGUCGUUACGUAUUGUUAGAUCUCAAAAAGUGUAUUUUUCGGCUUUAAAUGCCUGAUGGAACCUAUGUUUUGUAAGUUUAAGAGCAAACAGAAUAUAUGAUGACGAUAUGAACUGUACGUUAUACGCGGAUUUGUAUGACUACACUUCUUAUACUCACAUCACGUAAUAAAUCAGACAGUGGUUGCACGUCCAUGAAUUUUAAUAAGACCGUUCUUUAUAGUUGAUUUUCUGCUUGUGGUUUUAAUCUAUGUUUACUUUCUUUAAUAUAAUUUUUGUGUUUCGCCGAAGAAAUGAACUUUUAUGUUUCAGCGAAUUCCUCAUAUGAACUCAUGAACUUUCCUUGCCUUCAAAUUCUCACAGCACAAAUCUCUUCUUGUGAUUCCACUUCCAGUGAUCAUAAGUUAUCAAACCAGUUUAUUUUUGUCCAACUAUAUAUAGCCGUUAAUCAAGGGUUGAAAUCCAUUAAUAGUAAAGAAUUGCGAAGCUUUUGAGCUUGGUGUUUAUUCACCUUUGUUUUCCUCACGAUAGUCCUUAAUUGGGCCCCUCAUCAGUUUGAAAGGGUCUAAACAGUCAUUUUUAGUUAAACUUUGUUCAAAAACCAUCAAUUGAUAAAUAUCUAUUUACAGGUGGAUUAUUAUUUUUCAGAAUCCAGGUGCUUAAUUUUUGAAUGGAAAUCUUUAAACUUGGAGAGGUUGAACCUCUUAAAGAUGAUGAUUUUCGUCGCUUUAAGAGCUUUGUUAAAGAUGAAACAAACUGGAAACGCCGACAUAAAAAGAAGAAUGUAGAGGUUUUCACACGCUCAACUCCACAUACCAAUAUGAAAAUGAUCAAAGUUGUAGCAAUAUUUCCAGACGUAUCGUCGCAUGUGAUAUAUGACAUGUUGCAUGACAACAACUAUCGAUCGUCGUGGGACAAUACUAUGAGGGAGUCGACUGAAAUUUGCCGUAUUACAUGGAACUGUUAUAUCGAACAUUUCGGAUGUAGGUUCCAAUAUAUUUUAACUUUUGUAGUCAGAGCACCAUUUGCGUUUGCUAAUCGCGACUUUGUUUUAUUGCGCGCGUGGCAACCAUAUGAACAUGAAUACAUUAUAUUCAAUCGAUCAGUAUUCCACAAGAAAGUGCCUCCACGACCAGAGUAUGUGCGGGCCCUGACAUUCAUUACUGGUUAUGUUAUUACUGCCCUUAGUCCUGUAUCAUGUCAGUUAAUGUAUUUAACGCAGUACGAUCUGAGAGGUGACAUACCAUCAUGGGCAAUAAACCUGGCAACCACAAAGGUAGCUCCACGUCUUGUAAAGUCACUUCAUCGGGCUGCUCUCUGCUAUCCAGGUUGGAAAGCUCAAAACAGACCAGAAUUUAAACCAUGGCGAAAUCCUGAACAACAAGACAAAUCAGUACCUGCACUGUGUUAUAGUGAUAUUUUGAGGGAACCCGACUUUUCCCUGAAGAAGGUUCAUGAAAAGCAUGUGAGCAAAGAAAAAGCCCUGAAGGAAGUUGGUUUACCGCUUGACACGAAGUUGGAUGAAGAUAGCUCCUAG